AACACUGAAGUUCCCAGCCCUGGUUUCCCCACUGCCCAAGAAAUCAACAUAAAAUUCCACCUUCAUCCGCGCCCAACACUUUUGUUUGCAUUUAACCGCGAUGGGGGACAGUUCGGAUGAUGAAUACCUGGGCACCGACUGGGUGCCGUACAGCGAACGCUCCGACUGGAAGGAUGUGGAGCCUCUCGCCCAGGACGACGGCCCCAAUCCGGUGGUGUCGAUUGCCUACAGUCAAAAGUUUCGCGAGGUUUUCGACUACAUGCGGGCCGUAAUUGCACGCGGCGAGAAGAGCCAGCGCGCCCUGGACCUCACCACGGAUGCACUGCGUCUUAAUCCGGCCAACUACACAGUUUGGCAGUACAGACGCGACAUCCUGCGCGAACUGAAGGCCGAUUUGAAUGCGGAACUGGACUAUCUGAGCGAGGUGAUUGGCCAGAACUCGAAGAACUACCAGGUGUGGCACCACCGACGCGUCAUCGUCGAGAUGCUCAAUGAUCCCAGCAACGAACUAGAACUCACGGAGAACGCCCUGGUCAACGAUGGCGAUGCCAAGAACUACCACGCCUGGCAGCAUCGCCAGUGGGCUAUUCGCAGCUUUAAACUCUACGACGACGAGCUGAACUUUGUGGAUCGUCUAAUUUGCGAGGAUCAGCGCAACAAUUCCGCCUGGAACCAGCGCUUCUUUGUGAUCAAGCACCUGGGCUUCACACCGGAUCUGAUACAGCGGGAACUUUCGUACACGAUGAAUCGCAUUCGGAUUAUCAAGAACAACGAGAGUGCCUGGAACUACCUGGUGGGUGUGAUGAGACAGGGCGACAAUGGAAAGGCACGACUGAGCAGCUACCCAGAGGUGGUGGCGUUCGUGGAGGAGCUUUACCAGGCCGGCAACCGAUCGCCCUACCUGCUAGCCUUCCUCAUUGAUCUGUACCAGGAACAGGCACUCCAAUUGAAGGCCAACGAUGGCGACCAGCUGGCCCGUAAGGUCUACGGCCUGUGCGAGGACAUGGCCAGCAAGCACGAUGUGAUCCGUCGAAAGUACUGGCAGUAUGUGGCCAACCACCUAAAGAACCAGCUGAGCAAAGUUCAGAAGGAGGAGCAGUAGCUGCAGCAGAGUACAGGUCCGAAAUUCUUUUUUGCUUAGUUUUAAACCACAUACGACGUACUUAGGCCUUCUUUAUACAUAAAUAAAAUUAAAUUUACCAGUCAAGCGAGUGUCUAGAAUGUUGCAAAACGCAACCUCGUCAUUGCCACAUGUCAUCAUGGGCGGCCUGUCUUUUUUGUUUGCGGCAUCUGUCCCACAUUGUUUAUCUAAGUGAGCCGUUGUGUUUGUACACGUAAAUUUCAUUAACAAUGAGCAGAUAAUUUUAGCGCAGUGUGUACGCCAGCUGAGGCCAUUCAGCGGUUAAAGUGAGCUCGUAAAUUAUUGAAGUAAUUUAAUGCUUUUAAUGCUAGGUUUUAGGAAGAGCUUCUGUUUUGUGUGCAAAUAGAUGUGGGAAUAUUUGGACAGAAAUGUGAGAAGCGUAGCAAAUACUUGAAUGUAAAUGCCUUUUCUAGAGUAGAAACCUUUUUCCCUUCAGUUAUCUUGGUAAUCGUUAUCUUUUUCGUCAGAGACCGGAAGAACCCUCAGUGUGCUGUCUCAAUAUUGUUAUUUAUUUAAAUUUGCUUCUUUUAGUUUUUUUUUUUUCUCAUUUGUUUUUAGUUCGAGUACAUACAAUAUAGCAGUUGUAAUAUAUAACUUUUUCAUUAAAUUUGAUUUUAUUGCAUA
This is a messenger RNA of Drosophila suzukii, 1765 nucleotides long. It is a transcript of the gene Fnta, whose product is annotated as farnesyl transferase alpha. Gene Ontology annotation, cellular component: protein farnesyltransferase complex; cytoplasm; CAAX-protein geranylgeranyltransferase complex. Gene Ontology annotation, biological process: protein farnesylation; protein geranylgeranylation. Lineage: Eukaryota; Metazoa; Arthropoda; Insecta; Diptera; Drosophilidae. Gene Ontology annotation, molecular function: protein farnesyltransferase activity; CAAX-protein geranylgeranyltransferase activity. The record is from RefSeq and is a predicted model, not a curated record.